AUGCCGACGAUAAAAUGCGUCGUAGUUGGCGACGGAGCCGUUGGUAAAACUUGCCUUCUCACUACGUAUAAAACGAAUAAAUUUCCAAGCGAAUACGUGCCAACAUUUUUCGACAAUUACGCUGUGACAGUCAUGAUCGGUGGAGAACCUUACACGCUGGGGCUUUUCGAUACGGAUUCCCAGGAAAUUUGCGACAAGUGA
Oikopleura dioica is the source of this 201-nucleotide messenger RNA. The record is from the annotation of a GenBank genome assembly. NCBI's taxonomy places the organism in Eukaryota, Metazoa, Chordata, Appendicularia, Copelata, Oikopleuridae.